Molecule: messenger RNA, 786 nt
Organism: Amaranthus tricolor (Joseph's coat)
Lineage: Eukaryota; Viridiplantae; Streptophyta; Magnoliopsida; Caryophyllales; Amaranthaceae
Product: glycine-rich protein 23-like
Exons: 3
Coding region: 1-786 (261 amino acids)
Source: RefSeq, a predicted model, not a curated record
AUGCAUGUCAACCCUUAUUACCCCUUGGCUUGUGGACCUGAGCCUGCAGGUGAUCCGUUUGUGGGUCCAAGCCUAAAGGUCUCCCAUGGGUAUGCCCACACAAAUGGGCCUACGCAGUGGUUAUGCGACAAAUUGUCACGGCCUAACUGUGCAAGAAAUAUUGAUCAUUUAACCACUCAAAAUAUUGGGUAUGAAGGAUUAGAUGAUAAUGGCGCUGAUCCGGGCCUAGUUCCGGGCCUAGGUAGUCCAGCUGGUCAAGGUGGUAUUGUAGGCAUGCUUCCAGGUACACCUAGUGUAGGCCCAGGUCAAGGUGGGUCGGGUCCAGUCCAAGGUGGGCCUGGUACAGGAACUGGACAAGGUGGGUCUGGUUUAGGAACAGGUUUAGGUGGGCCAGGUCUUGGUAUUGGACAAGGUGGGCCAGGUUUUGGAAUAGGCCAAGGUGGGCCUGGUGGUGGAGUUGGAAUUGGUAGUGGUGGUGUAGGUGUUGGUAGCUCAGGAGGCCAUUUUGGGGGACCAGGCUUUGGCAUGGGUUCGAGUUCAGGUGUUGGAGCAGGUAUUGGUGCGGGUACUCGAAUGGGUGGUAGUCUUGGUGGACCUAUUGGUGGACAGACGGGGAUUGGAGGAGGAAUCGGUGCAGGAAUGGGUGGGAGUAUGGGUGGUGGGUUGGGUGGUAUUCCUGGACUUGGAUCGGGUGGUAUUCCUGGGCUUGGGUCGAGUUCGGGUUUGGGAGUUGGUGCUGGUGCUGGGACUAGUACUGGUGUUGGGCCAAACCCAGGAGGAAAUUAG